Babesia ovata is the source of this 2844-nucleotide messenger RNA. RefSeq lists its product as uncharacterized. The transcript has a single exon. Lineage: Eukaryota; Apicomplexa; Aconoidasida; Piroplasmida; Babesiidae. Bases 1 to 2844 code for a protein of 947 amino acids. The record is from RefSeq and is a predicted model, not a curated record.
AUGCGUUGUGACUUCGGAGAGCCAGAUGAAUUACUCAUCAGCAAUGCUCUCGUUAUGUGCCACAUGGAUAUUGAUGACUUUUCCUCCGCAAUUGUAGUAUGUCCACGGCGAGUUGACAACGUCGAGUAUAUCUUGCAUCCUCGUCCAACUUCCGAUGGAAACGCUCAUCUCAAUACUUACGUGAGUGAUGAAGGUGUGUAUCGUGCUGUUUCGCUUUCGGAUGUAUUCGUCACCGAAUCGCCAGUGUCAUUCGCCUCAGUGGAAUCGGAUCAAAUGCAAAAUAUUCUGCAUAUAGAGUUGCCUACUGAGGAGUUGUUUGCAAUAACAGAACGCCGCUGGAUAUUCAUCUGCGGUCCAAGAAAUCUGAACUUGAGUGAUGCAUUGCAACGUCAACUGGACCACAUAAAUGGAGCCAUACAGAUACAAGAUUUUCCAUGGACUCCAGUCACUCCAUUGAGUCAAGAAAUAUCAAAGAUAGGGCAUGGUUUGGGUGUGUUUGUCUUGUACGGCGAACGUAUGUACUUACGUCUUCAAGGCUGUGGAAGCCACCCCUCGCCAUUGUUCGCUCCGGGUAAUGAGGUUAUUAUAGACCCAGUCACAGCCACCCGUUCAUGCGUUGCGGACCCUAUGUCGGAAUCACGCAUCGGAUUUCUUUGCGAAGGGCGUAUUGAACCUGAGGAUUGCAUGAGAUCACUCAUUGACUCUAAUGGAGAAGUUGUGGCUACCCCCGAACCACAUCUGUAUUGGGGUUUCGGUGACCAUAGACCUUGGGUAGCAGCCAAGUAUUUUGAGAAAUUCGCACUGCCGCCAUUCAGUGGCGAAUGUAAAUGCGUCGAUUCCGAAACAGGUCAGGUGAAGGCCAGGAUAGAGAUACGCUCUAAAACUGAGUACAUUUGUGACAUUGCCAGCAAGGUUUUCCGUGACCGUUACCACCCCAUACGUGGCCCUUGGUGUUCAGUGGUGCUUCAUCCGGGUAGCACCUUGACAAUAAUGUUUCCAAUAGAGUUUCUAGACUCAAGCUCAGAAGAAACUAUUGACAUGGAUGUCUACGAAGCUUCCCCGUCUGGCCCUCUCUCUCAAGAACCGCCUAGAUAUUUAUUCAAAACUGAAUUCCUGCCAAAGGAUCUAACUACACUUCGGCAACUGAGUACACCUUACGAUGUUUAUAUCUACGAGGAGGUCUUGUAUCAAAGGGUAAUUGCUGGAGAUGCUCUCGAGUUGGAUGUUUCUCAAAUGCACCAUGGGGAAGUAAAACUGACAUACUAUGAGGAUAAGCCUCUUGCACUUAGGAGAGGAUCCAACUCGUUCUUUUAUCAUUGGAUAUUAGAAGCUAUAAACAACUACGUAUUUGAUGGGAUACGCGCCGCCGUUAAUAUAUCCCUUGCAUUUACUCAUUACUAUGAUAUAGUUGGUUGCGACCGAGGACCACAACAUGUAUUUGAUCCAGACAUGAGCAAGGACCAUUGCUCAGUAAAAUCUAUGGGGAAUGGUAUAGGGGAUAUUUACGAAUGCUCUUACCAUAUUACGUGGGAUGGCUGGCAGGUGGGUAUUUACUGCAGACCAGACGAAGAGCUGUUGCCGAACAAUUGUGAGUCCACAGGAUACGACCUAUCAUCUAAUAAGGUUAUGCAACUCCCUGAAUCUGUUCGUAAUGCUACCACUUACCCUAUUCGAGGAUUUCAUGUGUUCGAUCUUUACUCAAACGGCGAUACCCCUCUCAAUUAUGCUUGCGUCUGUGUUGACCAACGUGGGUACGAAAAAUCAAAGCUCAUUUUAAAGUAUACCACAGACGAUUUCCACACAUACAAAGUACACCGCGCAGAGCGACCUCAUAGGUCACUUCUUCACAUGUUGCUGCCCUGGAGGGAAGUCGGUUUAUCAAUCGAUGGGCUCACAUCACCGGAAUCGCUUACGAUACACUACGUACCACAAAGUACCAUUACAAUAGAAGUAGGAAGAACUUUGUUGCUGCAUUGUGAAAACGGUUUGGAUGCUUUUCAAAUACUUAAUGAGCCAUUAAACGUUCACGCUAACCCGGGCAGGGAGACAUUGAGAUGGCUGCCAGACAAUCCUGAAGAAUUCUAUUAUACCGUCUUCCAUACGCCAAAUGGGCCGGAGCUUAUUCGUCAGAAAUACGAAGAUUCCAUGGCUAUGAGUGAUGGUGCAUUGGAUGUCUAUUACACCGAACACUCGAGUAUACCUGGAUAUCUAAAAUUGGAGAUAUCAUCACACCGGGGUUCCAUAAUCAUAUCUAAAGAUCCACUACACAAGCGAUUUGUCCCCAUGACAUUUGUCUGCGGAAAAUCACCCCAACCAUCAGAUUUGUCCAUCAUGACUGGUGAUGGAUCCACUUCAGGCACCUCUGCCCAGCCCACUUCCCAUAUAAGGAGAAUGUAUAUAGCAUACACGUGGCAUGUCGUGGAAGUUGACAUCGAAACUACGGAUCCCUAUAUGCAAGGCUGCGGCGUUACCUACUCGUCGGAUGUGUUAUUCAAGCCUGAGACACCCCAACUCUACGACGCUGAUGGUCAACUUCAGCUCGGUUGCAAAAUAGACCUCCAAGCUGCCAAGGAGACGGCGUUCUACUGCCCGGCGCCGUAUGUCCUGGACCCACCCAAUUGCUUCAGCCAGGUCUACGUGGACGGAGUUGUAAAGAACAUGAGAGAGCUCAGCAAGUCAUUGGUGUCGUCUCGGUCCAACCACUUCGUCAUCCUGCGUUUAUACAGUUCGCUCAUAGGACCCGAGGAGACACUGCGCCAGGCGCCGCCAUUGGAGUGUCGUUGCGUCACCGUCAAGGGUAUCAUCCUCUCCACCAUCCAGAUCGAGAACUAUUACGCCAAGUAG